AAUUUCCUUAACGUCUACCAGACGACGUUUAACAUCCUCAGUUUUGUUUCUUGACGUUGUCCGUGAUAUAUUAGACGUCGUCUAGGGUCCUAACCUUGUUCGGCAAACGGAAAAUAUGUGCUCUGAAAACCCUAGAAAAUGGAGGUUCACAUGGGAGACCCAAUCUCACUCCCCAAAUCUCAAGUUAUUCAUCUUCGAUUCCCGUACAAAAUCUUCAAUUCAUUGCAUAAGCCUCGAGGUCCGGCUACAUCUUCCGCAAUCUCAACUUCUCGUCAGCUGGAUUGGAGAAGAUACCGAGAAAAUCUCGAUUAGGGUUCCGAUUCCUAAACUUCUAAUCGAUCCCGAUUCUCCUGUGAGUUUUAGAGCCCUCGAUGAUCACAUUGAAGUUAAGCUUGUGUUGCUUCUUCCAGUUGAUCACCCCAUAUUUUCCAACUUGAGUUUGAGCGAUGAUGGAGAGAAUAAUGAGGCUUUGGAUUCAGUAAAACCACUCAAAAUGGACUCUGAUUUAAAGAAUUUAUCAACAAUGGAAGGAGUGCAUUUUUACUGCCAAAGUUGCUCAACUAGGUUGACCAGAAGUUGCAUCAGACAGUUUGUGGAAAUGCCAUCAGUUGACUGGCGGGAGAUGGCUGACAACUGGUUUGGAGCCUGCUGUUGUUCAUUUGGAGGUAUAAGUGAGAAGCUGGUGAAUAGGUUCGCAGAUGCUUAUACAUGUGCAAGGGGCUUGUGCUUGUUAAAUUCUACAUCUGUUAUUAUUUGCAAGGAUGAUCUUGUAGCAAGUAACUUUGCUGACUGGAAUGGAAUUCAAAGGUUUGAGCCCAGAGAGAAUUUCGCUGGUCGGAAUAGUUUAAGUGAAGAAGCAAAUCUAGAUUUUGGAUCUAAUCUCAGAAGUGAUGCCAGUUGUGAUAAUCAUAAUGAGAAAGCGGAUGUUAAUAGGACUUUGAGGUCUUCACAUCUCAACUUUUAUAAUCAUGGUGAGGACAUCAAAUGUAAAGUUAGGGAGGAAGAACCUAAUGCUAUUGGAUUAUUUUAUGCGAAACCAGCAUCAGAUCUCUCUGAAAAUGUAGCAUCAGAGCUUGGUUGUUGCAAUUCAACCCAUUAUGAACAAGAAUAUGUUGAAAUGAGCACACAUGAGGUGUCUAAACUUUCAUUAGUGGAUCAGAAUAAUAGUGAAGCUGUAAAUGCCAUGGUCAAUAGGAGAUCUUUUCUUAAUGGGUUUCUUGGAAAUGUUUUCAUGGCUAGAUCCUAUAAUCUUUCUAUGGAUAUUGAGUGGAAGCAAUUUGUUUGCCCUAACUGUUCAACUGUUCUUGGAGCUUAUCCUUGUGCUGAUGGUGAUCUCCCUGUGGAUAAUGGAGUUAGACUUUUGAAAUGUUACCUUUCCACUUCGUUGCCUGUUGGUAGAUCAGAUGACUUAUUCAGGAAAUAUACUUUGGAGAAAAUGUUUGCAAAUCAACUAAUAGAAAGUGCAAAAGAUGAGUUGUCAUUUCGGACUGUAAUCAGGGAUUUGACAACCAAAUCUCCAAUGCUGCAAAUCGUGCUUUUAAAUCCAAAUUCAUGGUACUGCACUGGUAGCUGUUUAGAUGCAGAGUGUGGUGAGAAAUCAGCAUUGAAGUUGGACUUGCAUCCGAUUAUCAAGCUUCUGUUUUCUGACUGUAGCAACAAUAAAGGAUCCCAAUUAAGGGUGUUAGAAGAUUGGAUAGCCAAGAAUCAAGCAGAAGAAGUUUUCAUGUUGCCCCAUCUAAUAGAAGAAUUGACUGAAAACAUCGCAUCCAUGAAGGAUCAACUUCCACCCUCUUGUAUUUUCUUCCAGGGUCUAUCACUGUCGUUCUUGCUGAGGUAAGGUUUAGCUAUUAAUGGCUUCAAACUUCUAUUUGAUCCGAAUGGAAGACUGGAAUGGUACACAUUGCAGAAGUUAUGGUAUAUUAACUGGAAGACUUUGACAGAAGUUAAUGAUUUAUUUCCACCUUCUUGUACUUGCUGUUUGAGUCAUGACGCACAAUUUCAUCCUCAGUUUUUUAAUGCAGAAUAAUUUGUGAAAGCGUUGUAGCUCUUGAACAGUUAGCUAGCAGAUGUAAAAUUACCAGUUAUUUGGAUCGGACAUAAUAUUGUAGAUUAGUUGAAGUGAUUAUUAUUUUUAUAUAAAUACAGGGAAAAUUAAUGUGUUGAC
Messenger RNA from Manihot esculenta (cassava), 2164 nucleotides. RefSeq lists its product as uncharacterized. Lineage: Eukaryota; Viridiplantae; Streptophyta; Magnoliopsida; Malpighiales; Euphorbiaceae. The transcript has 5 exons. The coding region runs from base 116 to 1837 and encodes 573 amino acids. Gene Ontology annotation, cellular component: cytosol; nucleus; ubiquitin ligase complex. Gene Ontology annotation, molecular function: ubiquitin protein ligase activity; cyclin binding; ubiquitin conjugating enzyme binding. The record is from RefSeq and is a predicted model, not a curated record. Gene Ontology annotation, biological process: protein polyubiquitination; protein monoubiquitination; proteasome-mediated ubiquitin-dependent protein catabolic process.